GUGUUGAAAGCAAUACCUUGGCACCUGGUGGAUAUAUGGAUGGUGGGAAUAGAGACAAACCAUAUUGGAGAAUUCGACAACACAGAGACAAGAGGAGAUGUCCUGACCUAUAUGGUUAGCCAGGGUUACAAGCAUAUUGGUACUAUUGGCAUAGAUGAUAUGUUUAUUAAACCUGAUAAGGUUGAUGUGAGCGAUGAGCUGAUUACCUAUUUAAACUCACUCAUGAUAAAAAGUGAAUAUCCCAAUGAACCGCAAAUAUAAACAAUUUUUUUUGCUAGAUGAUCUUAAAGGGACUGUCGGCCUAAUUUCAAGUUUAAAAGUAAAAAAAUUUUCGUUUGUACAUUUCUACGUUAAUACAAAGGGUAUUAAUAAAAACAACAACAUAAACUACA
This is a messenger RNA of Eurytemora carolleeae, 392 nucleotides long. RefSeq lists its product as uncharacterized. Lineage: Eukaryota; Metazoa; Arthropoda; Copepoda; Calanoida; Temoridae. The record is from RefSeq and is a predicted model, not a curated record.